GCUCCUCCACGGACAAGUCUCCUCUCAUCAACCAGGGCUCAGGAUGCCGACCACCCGCAGCGAGGCCUUCCCCGUCGAGGGGAGCGACCCCAAGUCCAACAUCGACCGCUACGAGAAGUGGGGCAAGAAGUCCGCCUUCGGAAAGCCUCACUCUGGCUCGCUCGGCGCGGCCGACAUUGUGCCGGCGAUGGAGGCGCUCCGCCGGACGUUUGCGUCGGAGCACACCUUCUCAAAGGAGUGGCGCGUGGGCCAGCUGCACGCACUGCGGCGGCUCCUCAGAGAGGGCAACCAGGAGCUCUGCGACGCCAUGUACGAGGACCUGCACAAGUCGGCGUUUGAGGCGUACUCGACCGAGAUGGGCCUCGUCGAAAAGGAGAUCGAGACGGCGCUCUCCCACCUGGGCGAGUGGAUGGCGCGGCACUACACGGACACCGCCGCGCUCAACACCGCCGCGCGCUCGUACACCGUCCACGACCCGCUCGGCGUCGUCCUCAUCAUGGGGCCGUGGAACUACCCGGUCCAGAUGUGCUUUGCGCCUCUGGUCGGCGCAAUCGCGGGCGGCAACUGCGCGCUGCUCAAGCCGGGCUCGUACGCGCCGGCCACCUCGCACGUCAUCUCGCGGCUCGUUCAGCAGUACCUCGACCCCGCCGCCAUCGUCGUCGCCGAGGGAGACCGCGAGGUGACGACGGCGCUUCUCGACCAGCGGUUUGACAAAAUCUUCUUCACGGGCUCGGGCUUCGUGGGGAAGAUCAUCCUGCAGGCGGCCGCCAAGCACUUCACCCCCUGCCUGCUCGAGCUGGGCGGCAAGUCCCCCGCCAUCGUCGACCGCUCGGCCGACCUCGGCCACGCCGCCCGCCGCCUCGUCUGGGGCACCUUCAUCAACGGCGGCCAGACCUGCAUCCGGCCCGACUUUCUGCUGGUGCACGAGGCGGUGGCCGAGCCCUUCCUCAAGCUGCUCAAGGCGACCAUCAAGGAGUUCUACGGCGCAGACCCGCAAAAGAGCGAGUGGUUCGGCCGCUGCGUCAACGAGCGCGCCUUCAAGCGCCUCGAGGCGAUCGUGCGCGGCGCGCCCCCCAGCGUCGUCUACUCUGGCGGGCGGACCGACGCGGCGGAGCGCUACAUCGAGCCGACGGUCCUCGACUACGGCGGCGACUGGCGCGCCUUUUCCAGCUGCGAGGCGAUGCAGGACGAGCUCUUCGGGCCGAUCCUGCCCGUCUGCCGCUACUCGGACCUCGAGGCGGUUGUCAGCUUCGUCAAGGCGCUCCCCACGGGCAAGCCGCUCGCGCUCUACUGCUUCGCGACCGACUCGGCGGUGGUGGAGGAUGUCAAGCGGCGCACCACCUCUGGCGGGCUCUGCAUCAACGACUGCGUCAUGCACAUCGCCAACCACGACCUUCCCUUCGGCGGCGUCGGCGCGUCCGGGAUGGGCUCGUACCACGCGCACCGCUCCUUCCUCGCCUUUACGCACGAGAAGGCCGUCCUCUCGCGCUCGCCCGCCGUCGACGAGUACACGGUCCUCAAGCCGCUGCUCGCCGCGCGCUUCCCGCCCUACGCGCCGCACAAGCAGUUCCUCGUCAAGCUCUUUGGGAUGUGGACCUUCGACAAGGCCGUCAACGUGCACCGCUCGCCGGCCGUCGCCGUCGCCCUCCUCGCGUACCUCGCCUACUACGUCGCCACCGCCUACUUCGGCAUGCGUCUCGCCGUCACCUUCGAGUGAGUGGCUGGCUCGCACCCCCCCCCCCUCCCCUCGCGCGUGCGCCUCGCCGCCUCGCCUCUCGAGGCGGCGGCGUGCGGGGCGCGGACAAUGCCCGCAGAGGGCUCGCUCUUCGGGGAAGGGGGACGCUCUCCUGUGGACUGUGCAAGGGCGUAUCGUGACCUCUGGUUUGUCGUCUGUGACCUGUGAGGGAUUCGUUAGUAUUGGUAUUGCGGCGCUCCGUCUGUCCGCGUGUCCCUUGUCUCCGCGCGCGCGCACGCAGCGCACGUCUACGAGAGUUUUGUGGGUCGGCCGUGAUACUGACACGGAGAGAGAGGCGUGUUGUGUAUAUAUGAACGGAAUUCACUUGAUUUC
Messenger RNA from Emiliania huxleyi CCMP1516, 2068 nucleotides. RefSeq lists its product as hypothetical. Bases 44 to 1717 code for a protein of 557 amino acids. Gene Ontology annotation, molecular function: aldehyde dehydrogenase (NAD+) activity. The transcript is spliced from 9 exons. The record is from RefSeq and is a predicted model, not a curated record. Gene Ontology annotation, biological process: aldehyde metabolic process. Lineage: Eukaryota; Haptophyta; Isochrysidales; Noelaerhabdaceae. Gene Ontology annotation, cellular component: cytoplasm.